AUGGUGAUGCUGAAGUUGUUGGCCGUGAACGGUCACUCGAAGUCCGACGUGAUCGAGGUUGACUCGGCGGCCAGCGGGGCGGACCUCCUCGCCGCGAUCAAGGCCAAGCUGGGCUGGACCUUCACGGCGGCCAACUACCAGAACGAGGGACGCGCGCGGGGCGAGCCGCUGCCUCUCGACCAGCCGCUCGGCGACGCCCUGAAGGACGGCGCCGCGGUCGCGGCGAAGCGGGACAGGGGCGCCAGGCCGCCGGCGGCCACUCCGGCGCGGCGGGCGGCGGCGGCGGCGGCAGCGGCGCCGGCGAGCGAGGGCGGCAAGCCUCGCUCACGCUCGCGCUCCCCGAAGAGCUCGGCGCCGGACGGUGGGUCGACUCGCGAGAGCGGGGCCGCGAGCGCGGCCGCGCCCGCGGCGGCGGUCCAGCAGGCCCCGCCGCGCGCAGCCGCGGGGGCGCCGAGGGCGGCGGCGCCGCGGGUGGCGGCGGCGCCCCCGGCGGCGGCGCCGGGGGUCGCGGGGGGCGAGCGCGGCGCCGGCGUUGGCAGGCUGCGGGAGGAGCUGGCGCAAGCGCGCCGGAAAGCCGCCGCCGCGGCCGCGGCGUUGGGCGCGCGCGACCAGGAGCUCGCGACGGUGCGCGCGGAGCUGGCGCAGGCGCGCCAGGAGGCGGCCGACGCAGACGCGGCCUGCAGCAAGGUGGAGACGAGGUGCGCGGGCCUGACGACGGAGGUAGCCCGCCUGCAGGGCGAAGGGGGGGCGCUCAGGGGGCAGCUGAGCUACUGGCGCACGAUGCACCGCGGCGGCCCGCACGUGGACGGCGCGGACUACCCUGGCAAGAAGGAGUUGGCCCUGCAGGAGCAGGUGGCGCUCCACGCGAAGAUCUCGGCGUCGGGGAGCGCUCGGGAGGGCCCCGCGGUGCUCCUCGAACGGGUUCAGGAGUGGGUGCCCGUUGGCGUCGCCGAGUGCUUCCACAAGCGCUUGCGUCGUUGGAGAGUUUUGCCAGCGCUGUGUUUUACCCUGGCGCGAGGGGCUCGCCUUGGGAACGUCGUGUGCCUCCGAUGCACAGUGUGCCGCGCCGUAUUUGCCGGCAACUGGAAGUGGCCAGCAGUGCCAAAGGGUUCUCAGUUCCUGCGAGGCUUUCACUCGCCUGUUCUUGCCCGCACUUGCUGCGAGCAGAACCGGUGGUUUUUUGCGACUCCGCAGGUCGUCGUUGAGGUCACCCUGUUGUCUUACUUGCUCGGUUUCCUAGCCCGCGGCGGCAUGAGCUUCACCGCGUUCGCUGUGAUCUACCAGACCUUGUGGCCAGCGCCCAUGCGCGGCACGAUGUGCGCGUCAAGGACGCACCUGCUGCAGAUCUUCGAGAUCAACGUGAUCGCCUUCGCUUGCAUAUUGAUGUUCGCCGAGUGCGCUCUGGACGCUCACACAUUCGCGUGGCGUCUGCGGCCGCGCCACCAGGGCUCCGAUUUUGAGGCGUUGCUCUGUCAGGCGAGGAAGGCGUUCUCGACGUCGUCAGCUUCUCAUGCUUGCCAGCUAUUCCGCCGCGUGCGGGCCCUGGUCGUUGACGGCAAAUGGUGCGUCCAGACCAGUAUAUGCAAUGCCCGGGACUGCAAUCCCGUCUUCUCCGCGGAAGUUCGGGAGAGGUAUUUCAAGGGAUGCACGGAGCGGCCCGCCCCUGGCAGUUUGUAUUGCAAGAGGCAUGCGUAUGCUCGCGGGCACCGACGACGGUGGCAGCAAUCCCUGGACGCACUCGUGGUGGAGGACCACCGUAAAACAGUCCGGCAAGACGGGGUGCUCCUGAAGUACAGGGUGCAGGGGGGGUGGGCGAGGCGGGAGGCCGUGAACACGGACGACGUCAGGCAGUGCGAGAUGCGGUUGCUUCGGCGGGCGAGGCAGAAGAAACAGCAGGAGGACUGCAACAAGGAUGACAGGAAGGACGUCGACGAGUUGCUGGUUGGCCGCAAAUCCGCGGGCAUCUUCGUGGCCGUCACGCCCUGCCUGCAAAUUGCGGCAAUUGCGCCGAUGUGGGCGUCCGAGAGCAUUUCGCAAUUACUGUUGUUCUUGCUGGCCACCAGGGAGCUGUUCCUAGAUUUGGCAUACGCGAUUUACGACAAUGCCUGCGCGGUCGCGCGGCACCUGCGCAAGCGGCAGCGCGAGGGCCCCCCGAGUGAUCCGGGCGCGCCCGGCUGGACGUGGUUACUGGGCUUGCAAUGGAUCAUCGAUCGGUUGCAUUUCACCUAUCACAAGAGCUGCCGCGAUAAGACGAGCCCGUACUUCGUGCCUGGCGUCGACGCCGACGACUACCCCUCUCUGAAGGGCGUGGACACAGAAGCGGCGGAGCAAUUGUUCCACGUGGCCCAUCGCUGGCAGGUCGUCCUGUCCGGGGCGCACCCAGUGCACGAGGAGCUGCUGCUCCUCAUUUUCGCGCGGGACCACAACAGGAGGCAGUCCUGCCACCGCGCCAUCCAGACGCACCGCUCCGCUCAAGCUGCGCCGGCUGCCCCCCGCAGCGGACCGAGUUCUUCGGCCGAGGGGGGCCUGCGUCUCGCGGCGGCGUGCGCGGGGGGGCGCGAGUGCGAUAUCCCAGACCGCGCGGGCUGGCGGAAGAAGCGGAAGACAAUCCGGACGUCUUGCGAGGUCCCAGAGCCCCCGCCGCCUGAACAGGCCCCGGAUGGAGAGGCAGGCAAGCGUGCCGCCCCGGCAGAGGCGCCGUGCGAUCCUCUCCCGACGAUGAGGAAGCAGGACCUACACAGCGCUCACGUGUGGAUUAACUUGCGCAGCAAGACCGUGCGCCACGCAGUGCUGCGGAAUUAUGUGUCCGCCGGGUGCGGAUAUUUUUUUGGUCAGGACAGCCGGCCCCUUAGGUUGGGCCGGGCCGACGUGCGCGGCAUGUUCUCGCGCGGUAGCUGCUAUGGGCUUCGGGCUUGCAUUGUCGCAGAUGCCGCCUGGCGCGCGCCGCCGAUCGUUGGCGGGCAGGUUGGCGGGGGGGCGAACGGGGGAGACAUGGGGUCGGGGAGGGUGCCUGCCGCGGGCGAGUGGGGGUGCGGCGCGCUGCGCGUCGGCGCGGGACCCAUGGGCGACUGGCGGGGCAGGGUGGCGAAUCAUAGCACGUAG
Prorocentrum cordatum is the source of this 3102-nucleotide messenger RNA. The record is from the annotation of a GenBank genome assembly. NCBI's taxonomy places the organism in Eukaryota, Dinophyceae, Prorocentrales, Prorocentraceae.